AUGGCCAAGAAUCCCUUGCACGGCUUCCUCCCGCGGAAUGUGACCGCGAAGCAGGUUUUACCUUCCGCAGAUAUCAAUCCAUUCACGAAAAGGCCAUCCAUGACAUCCUACAAAGAGAUCUUUAAGGCCAGGCAGAAGCGUCCCGUCUUCAGCCAGAUGCACGAAUUUUACGAGAUGUACUCAAAUAACCAGGUUCUGGUCAUGGUAGGGGAGACGGGUUCCGGAAAAACAACACAAAUCCCACAAUUUGUUGUCUACUCGGAUUUACCCCAAACCAAGGGCAAGGUUGUGGCAUGUACCCAGCCUCGACGUGUUGCUGCCAUGUCCGUGGCGAAGCGAGUCGCAGAGGAAAUGGAUGUUUCGCUAGGCAAGGAAGUUGGAUACUUGAUACGAUUUGAGGAUGUGACAGACUCGACGACAAUUCUCAAGUACAUGACCGACGGAAUGCUUCUUCGAGAGGCGAAUCCACUGAUAGCAAUGAACGACCCUAAUCUGGAGCGCUACUCUACAAUCAUAUUGGAUGAAGCACACGAACGAACCCUCGCCACUGAUAUCCUUAUGGGACUCCUCAAAACAAUUCUGAAGAAUCGUUAUGACCUCAAGCUGAUUGUCAUGUCGGCAACCCUCGACGCGGUCAAGUUUCAGAAAUACUUCAGCCUUCGCUCUGAUACGCCGGCCCCGCUAUUUAAGGUGCCAGGGCGAACACACCCAGUCGAGAUCUUCUACACUCAGGAGCCUGAGCGCGAUUUUGUGGAAGCAGCUAUAAACACAGUUCUGAUGAUCCACCGUGCUGAAGAUCCAGGCGACAUACUACUCUUCCUGACGGGUGAAGAGCAAAUUGAGGAUGCCUGCAAGAAAAUAAAGUUGGAAGCAGAUGAACUAGUGAACCAGCAUUCGGAGGCUGUUGGUCCGCUUUUGUGUCUUCCGCAAUAUUCAUCCAUGCCUCCCCAGCAACAGCAGCGGAUCUUCGGUAGUCCUCCCCAACCUCUGACUCCGGGCGGUCCCCCCGGUCGGAAAGUUAUCGUGUCAACCAACAUUGCUGAGACAUCCUUAACUAUUGAUGGCAUUGUUUACGUCGUCGAUCCUGGCUUCUCCAAGCAAAAGGUAUAUAACCCCCGUAUACGGGUGGAGUCUCUUAUUGAGACGCCUAUCUCGAAAGCUUCUGCUCAACAGCGGGCUGGUAGAGCUGGCAGGAUUCGACCUGGGAAGUGCUUCCGCCUGUACACCGAGGACUCCUUCAUGAAGGACCUCGAGGAGCAAACGCAUCCUGAAAAUUUGAGGUGCAACUUGGCGAAUACGGUGCUGGAGCUAUUCAAGCUAGGUAUAAAGGAUCUCGUUCAUUUUGAUUACUUGGAUGCACCUGCUCCGGAGACCAUUAUGCGAGCCCUAGAAAUUCUUCAUUACCUGGGAGCGUUCAAUGACGACGGACUCACCCCACUGGGUGCUCUGAUGGCGACUUUCCCUGUCGACCCGCAGUUUGCGAAGAUGUUAGUAGUCAGUCCAGAGUUUAAAUGCAGCAACGAAAUACUCUCUAUUAUCUCCAUGCUUUCAGUUCCAAAUGUUUGGUUACGACCACCAAACCAGCGCAAGGAAGCAGACGCUGCGAAGGCACUGCUGUCGGUCCCUGAUUGUGACCAUCUAACUCUUCUCAACGUCUAUAACAGUUACGUCCAAACAGACGGCCGUAAUAAAGGCUGGGCAUCCGAUAACUAUCUCAAUGCGCGAGCUUUGUCUCAAGCUGACAAUGUUCGAUCGCACUUGCUUUGUAUCAUGGAGCGUAACGACUUGGACUUACUUUCCAUCAACGACGAGAGGAGAUCAUACGACUCUAUCAAGCAGACCCUUUUGUGCGGACUCUUCACGCAGGUUGCCCACAAGCAAGGAGGGAGUUAUGUGACUGCCAAGGACGAGCAGAUUGUUGUGCUUCAUCCUUCGUGCAGUCUUGGAUCAGAGCCCGAAUGGGUCAUGUUCAAUGAGUUUAUACUCACAACCCGGCAGUACAUCCGAACAGUAACUGAGAUCAGGGUUUCCUGGUUACUCGAGUUCUCGUACAAUUACUUCGAUCCUACCACUUUCAAAGACGGAGAAAUGAAACGCGCGCUACAGAAGGCGAACGAGCGCAGAGGUGGGAAGGCGUCGGAUGCGACUUCUAGUGGCUCAAAUGGAGGGAACCGACGGGCGAAGAAGAGGCAAAGGAAAACUGAAGUUUGA
Messenger RNA from Laccaria bicolor S238N-H82, 2211 nucleotides. RefSeq lists its product as uncharacterized. The transcript is spliced from 12 exons. Gene Ontology annotation, cellular component: spliceosomal complex; intracellular anatomical structure. The record is from RefSeq and is a predicted model, not a curated record. The coding region runs from base 1 to 2211 and encodes 736 amino acids. Gene Ontology annotation, molecular function: ATP binding; RNA binding. Lineage: Eukaryota; Fungi; Basidiomycota; Agaricomycetes; Agaricales; Hydnangiaceae.